AUGGACUUUGACACGAGGUUCGAGACGUCGUUGGCCCCGGUUUGGGUGUUAUUGCCCAACCUUAAGGCCAACUGUUUCUCGGAACCUUGUCUCAAACAGAUUGUCAAACCUAUUGGAAGGAAACAAGGCCACUUGGCCUAUAGUUGUCGUGUCCCUGGUGGUGGGGCAAGUGCUCCACGUUCCUCGGCAUCACAUGUGCCGGCAUCAAUGGCUGAUGCUGGCCCGCUCCCUACCGGGGGGGUCGGCCAGGACCGGGGAUCAGCUAUUGUGUUGGAUCAUCGGGACAUGACGGCCAGUCAGAGGAAAAAACAAAGUGAUAAAGAAAAGCAGACGAAAGGUAAGGCCCCGAUGGUUGACAAUAGUCAGGGGCCGGGUGCUGGUACAAGUAAUAAGGUAUGGCGGGCCCUCUCAGCUAGCCGGACCACCCCGGUGCCGGUUAGUAAUGGGUUUGCUGUGCUCCAGGAUGAGAGCUUAGUCUCUGAGGAGGCUAUUGUGGGGUCGGGGGGUGGCGACUUACCAACUACCCCGGUCGAUAGCAGGAUAUCUGUAGGUACGACAGCGCCCGGGGUAGGGGAUGGCCAGUUGUCCACUAUCCCGGAGGUUACGGAGGGCUUUAGUCCCUCAGGAGGGUGGCUGCAGAGCCCGCAUCAGGUAUCUUUCUCUUUCACUCCUAUUUCUCAUCCUGUCUUUUAUGGUCCCCUUGAGUUGGGGACGCCGCCCUGUACCCCCCCUAGUGAUACACUCUGGCUGUCCCAGACACCAGAUUCUUCUCCUAAGGCUCCUUGGGGGCCGAGAAGAGGGAGGGAAAGGGCUUGGUCAGAUUCCGACGUGCCGGUGCCUGGUCAUGAGCGUGAGGAGUGGGCCCCGGAGUCGGGGUCUGACUCUGAGGAUCGGGUUCUUGACGGUGUAGGCCCGACUGAGCAGUGUGUUACGAUAUCUUGUGUACAUUCUACGGUUCUCACGCCUUUCUGGCUCUCAUUUGUUUAUGCCAAGACCAAGGUACGCCUCCGGGACCCUCUGUGGGUUGAGCUGAAAGCUGUUUUUUCUAUGAUCCCCGAGGGUGUGCCUUGGGCGGUUGCUGGAGAUUUUAAUUGUCUGUUAAGUGUGGAUGAGAAAAAAGGUGGGCUUCCGUAUUCUCACCGGAAGACUACUGAUUUUCAGGAGUGUGUCAGCGCGUGUGACUUGAUCGAUGCGGCCUAUUACGGUUCCUAUUUCACCUGGUGGAAUGGGCGCCAUAAAGAGGCGGCCAUAUGGAUGCGUUUGGAUCGGUUCCUCUACACCUCGGUGUGGGAGUCGGUCUUUACGUCAUCCGUACGGCAUUUGCCAAAGUCCACGUCUGACCACAGUCCACUUCUGAUAUCUUUUGAGUUGGUUAGUAUGCAGGUAAUCCCGAAGCACUUUGUUUUCCUGAACGUGUGGAUUAAGCACGAAGAUUUUCUGAGGGUGGUGCGUGAUAGUUGGCAGGUUCCUGUAGAGGGGGCCCCUAUGUUUGUAAUAGCCACCAAGUUGAACAGGUUGGGGAAGGUUCUGAGCACGUGGAGCAAGACAGUGUUUGGGGAUAUCUUUGUGAAGCUCCGGGAGUAUGAGGAUAGUGUUCAGACCCUAGAGGCUGCCUUACAGCAACACCCAGAUGAUGAGAAUGCUUUAAUUGAAUAUAAAAAAGGUGUUGCUUUGUUACAGAAACAGAUUGCUAUUGAGGAGGAAUUUUGGCAGCAGAAGGCGCGUAUCACCGAGGUUCAGGAUGGGGAUAGAAACUCCUGGUUUUUUCACUCAGUUGUUAAGGAACGCAGGCGUAAAUUAUAUAUACACAGAGUGAAGGGGGGUGACGGUGUGUGGCUAGAGGAUAGGCAAGGGAUUGCCAAUCAGGCGGUCUCUUUCUUUGAGCAUAUGUUCACCGCGAAGAUCGGGGGUUUUGACUUGACUAGGCUGGACUGUGUCCCACGGUUGGUUACAGAGGAGGAUAAUGAGGUUUUGACGGCUGUGCCUGAGGUGGAGGAGGUGAAGGCGGUUGUAAUGCAGAUGAACUCUACGAGUGCGGCAGGGCCGGAUGGUUUCUCGGGGGCCUUUUAUAAGGCUUGCUGGGAUAUUAUUCAAGAUGAUGUUGUCAGUAUGGUUCGGAGUUACUUUGCGGGACGAGAAUUCACCAGGGCUAUCACGCACACAUCCAUCGUCCUGUUGCCGAAGAAGCCGAGUCCAGAAACGUUUGCAGAUUACAGGCCCAUCAGCCUGUGCAACUUCAGUAGUAAGCUUAUCACGAAGCUCAUGGUGGUUCGGAUGGCUACAGUCUUGCCCCGGGUGUUGUCACCGCAGCAGAGUGGGUUUGUGACUGGUCGGUCUAUUACAGAUAAUGUUCUUCUGGCAUCCGAGAUGUGCCACGGGUUGAGCUGGCAGAAUCGAGAUAUAGUCCUUAAGCUAGACAUGGCUAAGGCUUAUGACCGGGUAUCAUGGUUUUUCCUGAUUUCGGUGAUGCGCCGCCUGGGUUUCAGUGAGGUCUGGAUAGAUAUGGUGUUCCGGGCUGUGUCUAAUGUAUGGUAUUCAGUGAUUGUGAAUGGAGUCAAAGAGGGCUUCUUCACAUCUACACGGGGCCUCAGGCAAGGGGACCCGCUGUCCCCGACUCUGUUUGUGAUUGCAGCUGAGGUCUUGUCGGUGUACCUUGCGCGGGUUUAUGAUGGCACUACGGUGCCCCGUUUUACACAGCCGCCAGGGACACCGCAUAUUCACCAUCUGGCCUAUGCGGACGAUGUUAUUAUUUUUAGUACGGCCAGGUUGGGAGCUAUUGAGGUGGUAAUUGGGGCGUUAAAGGAGUAUGAGGAGAUCUCGGGACAGCUGGUGAGCUUUCAGAAGAGUGCGUUUUAUAUGCACCCUCGUACUCCGGCCCAUGAGAUCGAGCAGAUUUGUCGGGCAACGGGUUGUGUGCAUAAACAGUUUCCUUUUACUUAUUUGGGUUGCCCGGUGUACAUAGGCUGUAAAAAAUGUAUUUAUUUUGCCUCGGUGAUUGAUAAAGUUAAGGCUAGAUGUUUGAGUUGGCAGCGCAGGGUGCUUUCAAAGGGCGGGAAGGCAAUUUUGAUCUCUUCGGUCUUGCAGGCCAUACCGCUGCACUUAUUUUCGGCCUGCGCACCGCCUAAGCAGGUCAUAUGGGAUUUGGAGAAAUGCUAUGCGAGUUUUUUCUGGAAACAGUCAGGGGGCGCCCGGUACCAUUGGAGCUCGUGGAAAACCCUCUCUCGUCCUAAGAAGGAAGGGGGGGCGGGGUUCUUGGACUUGGACCUGAUGGUAAGGGCGGCCAGUGCUAAAUUGUGGUGGAAUUUCCGGACGGAACACACACUAUGGUCAGACUUUAUGAGGGCAAAAUAUUGCAGCCGGGUUCACCCGGUUGCUAAGCUGGUCCAGAAUACAGAUUCGCACACCUGGAGGCGGAUGUUGGCGGUACGCGAUGAGGUUAAGAGGGUUCUGACUUGGCGAUUGUUCCAAGGCCGGGUUAAUUUCUGGUGGGACAACUGGUCGGGUCUGGGCCCGCUUGGCAGACUUUAUCCACACCGGGGGGUUUCUUACUCCCGGGAGUUGCUUCUAGACUAUGUGCGAGAUGGCGAGCUUGAUCUGACUGACCACGAUGACUUGGCAUAUGCAGGGAUUAGUGCGGACCUGACCCGCUUCGGGCAGGGCCCGCGUGAUAUCCCACUCUGGACCGUGGCGUCCGAAGGUAUGUUUUCUUAUUCCUCUGCUAAGGCCUUUCUCAGGCCUGCUUUGCCCACUGCACCGGACCCUCUCUUAGCUAAGUGUUGGCGCAAGCACCUUCCUUUUAAGGUGUCCUUCCUGGCUUGGAGAGUUUUCCGAGGGCGGCUUCCCACGGACGACAUCUUGGCUCAUUUCGGUCAUGCUAUCGUCUCGAGGUGUUGGUGUUGUCCAGCCCCGGUCCCCGAGUCUAUUGAUCACAUUUUCUACUCUGGGGAAACAGCAAAAGCUGUCUGGAGAUAUGUUUUGGCGUCCCUCGACCUCUGCUCGCGACACCGGAGUCUUAGGACUUUGAUUGUGGGAUGGGGUCGGCGGGGGGCGCGUAACCCUCUUUUGUCUUUUGUUGUUUGCAGGUUGCCGUAUCUGGUGUUGUGGGAGCUGUGGAAGCACCGUAAUGGGUGCAUGCAUGGCCGGGACACGCCCAGUGUUGCACGAGUGAUGCAUGGGGUGGCAAAGGGGGUGGCGGAAUGCCUGUUUAGGCGGUGGCCGACGCAGCAUAUCCUGCCAUCUAAUUGGAGGACUAUUGUGGCGUACUUGGAGGCACAUGUGCCGAGGCGUGUUGUUAGGACGGUCAGGUGGUCCCCUCCCGCUGCCGGUGCGUUAAAGAUUAAUCUAUCUCUAUCGUCGGCAGUAGGGGGGCGGCGGCCGUGGUGCGCAACCAGGAGGGUGGCUUUUGCUAUGGGGUUGCGUGGUCUGGGCAUGGGGAGCAUGCCCGGGGCAUGUUCCGGGUCUUGUUUCUCGUGUCUGGAAUGGUGCCUGGCCGAGGGCUAUACAGAGAUUGUGAUGGAAUCCACGUGGGCGGAACUGUGUAGUUAUGUGGAUCUUUCUUUUCGCCCGCCGUGGUUUCUGGAUGACGUGGUAUCCAGGCUCCGGUUCCUGUGGGGUAGUCUCUGCAGUUUUGUGCUCGUCUAG
Messenger RNA from Ipomoea nil (Japanese morning glory), 4641 nucleotides. RefSeq lists its product as uncharacterized. Gene Ontology annotation, molecular function: protein binding. The transcript has 3 exons. The record is from RefSeq and is a predicted model, not a curated record. NCBI's taxonomy places the organism in Eukaryota, Viridiplantae, Streptophyta, Magnoliopsida, Solanales, Convolvulaceae. Bases 1 to 4641 code for a protein of 1546 amino acids.